Serpula lacrymans var. lacrymans S7.9 is the source of this 918-nucleotide messenger RNA. RefSeq lists its product as uncharacterized. Bases 10 to 855 code for a protein of 281 amino acids. Lineage: Eukaryota; Fungi; Basidiomycota; Agaricomycetes; Boletales; Serpulaceae. The record is from RefSeq and is a predicted model, not a curated record. Gene Ontology annotation, cellular component: nucleus. The transcript is spliced from 5 exons.
CUUCAAAAAAUGUCAAAAAGAAAGCAAGCCGCGAGCGUGGACGACGACGAUAGCGACGUCAGUCUCGUUGAUGUCGACUUUGAGUUUUUCGACCCCAAUCCCAAGCUUGAUUAUCAUGCUCUCAAAAGGCUGCUCGGUCAACUGCUGCAGGCUGAUGCAGAUCUGUUCCAUCUACAUGAUUUAACAGAACUCGUCCUCUCCCAGCCACUACUCGGUACAACCGUCAAAACAGAUGGAAUCGAGAGCGAUCCCUACGCUUUCCUGACGAUCCUCAAUAUGCACACACACCAAAAUCACCCUUCCAUCAAGGCCCUUAUUGAAUAUGCGAUGCUCAAGUCAUCGCCCACUCCCCCACUUCAAGCAGCUCUUCUUAGUUUACUUGGUCCUGAUGCCCUAAACUCACCGAACCACGUUGGUCUUGUGCUAUCUGAGCGCCUGAUCAAUAUGCCUGUACAAGUCGCUCCCCCGAUGUAUCGUAUGCUUGUUGAUGAAAUGAAGUGGGCCGUUGAGGACAACGAACCGUUCAACUUUUCACAUUUCCUGUUCAUCACACGGAUCUAUAAACUUUCUCCUGAAGAAGAGGAGGCAAUGCAAACAGCAAGCCAUACCUCCAAACGGCAAAAACCGAUCACAACCGCGUCCGCCCCAUCCAAUGGAGUGUAUUCGUUCCAUCCAGAAGACGAGUAUAUACAAAUGAUGGCUUCCCACAGUGUGGACUAUGCUUUCACAAACUCACAGCCGAGGGAGAAAGAAUCGUUUGGUUUAGAUACUGGCGGUCGGAUGAUGCUCGUACCCGCUAGUCGUCUACAGGAAUUGGUGGAUACUUUGGCCAAUGUUUACAAAGUGCCUGGCUGAUUUUUUCAUCUCUGCAUGUUCUAUAAUGUGCGCACAAUCAAAUCAAUGAUGUGGAUCCAAAAU